GUAUGUAUCUAUCACACAAUAAGUCUUGUGUUUAGCAGUGACCCUCUUGUCUUUUUCUCAUUUAGUCCAACCCCACCCCUAAUUUUUUUUUAAAAUAAAUCAAAUUAAUUAAUUAAAGGGGCACAUUGUUUUGGGAGUAAAGAAAAACAGUAGCAAAAGUUUGGUCCAUAUAAGGAGCAGAGAAACCACUGACUCAUUCCCUCUGAGUCACCUUUUUCAAUCUUGUAAUAAGAAAGGGGAGCGAGCUAGCAUGGAUAAUCAGACAAGCCUUCUUCUUAAUUGGACUUAUUCCCACCAAGAUAAGAGUAUGGAUGAAGAACUGAGGCAGACGCUUCUGCUAACAAUGGAGCUCGAAGAAACGAGAAUGAAGGCACAAGAUGAACUCAAAUUGAGAGACGAGCAAAUUACUCAGCUCCAGCAGCUUCUCAGCUUAGCCAUUCAAGAGAGGAAUGAAGCUCAAGAAAAGUGCCAAAAAGUGCUUUUCGAAAAGCUACUUCUCCAAAAGCAGCUUCAGCAGCAGCAGAGAACUCCCAAUUCUGGGGUUUCAACCAUUGAAGACGACGAUCCCAGAAGAGGGAUUGACUUAUCUUCCUCAGAUUGUGAAGAAAGCAUUGUUUCGUCACCACCCCACCACCACCACCUUCCGCCGCCGCCGCCGGAGUUGCCUGUAGUGAUGGACAGGCCGCUGCCGGAGAAGGGUAAGUUUCUGCAAGCGGUCAUGAAAGCAGGGCCGCUUCUGCAGACACUCCUCCUCGCCGGCCCGUUGCCGCAGUGGCGCCACCCUCCACCGCCGCUCGACCCAUAUCAGAUUCCGCCGCCGCCGCUGCUCAUUGCACCACCACCGCCGCCACCUCUUCUGCACACCCACCACCCCAUCAACCAAGACCCAAACAAUUGCGGUAGAAUAAAUAACAGGAAAAGGGAUCUUUUCGAAAGAUCCGAUUCCUCCAUCGAUCAGUCCAAACACCGAAAGAUUCUUCUCCGAUGAACAUCAUGCUUUUUGGCAAUGCGUUCAUCGUAAUUAUUCAGCUUCUGCAAUUAAUUAACAAAAGGCGGGAACUGCAGAUUUUUGUACAGUGCUUUUGAUUUUAUUAUUGGAAGAGUAAAGAUCCAAUCUUUUGACCAAAUUCAGGCAGUUUCUUACUUUAUUAAU
Erythranthe guttata (spotted monkey flower) is the source of this 1153-nucleotide messenger RNA. RefSeq lists its product as uncharacterized. The record is from RefSeq and is a predicted model, not a curated record. NCBI's taxonomy places the organism in Eukaryota, Viridiplantae, Streptophyta, Magnoliopsida, Lamiales, Phrymaceae.